AAACUUCGCACUUGAAACACCACUACUCACUCUCUAUAAACUCAACAAAAAGUUCAGUUAUCUGAUCAAUCUGCAAUGGAGAGCCAAUCAUCUAUGAUGAAACAAUCACAGAUUAAAAGUGCUGAAACCUCAAAGAUUAAUGAGGAUGAAUAUGGGCCACUUUCCGGAGAAAAACCUUAUUGUGAUAUGUUUCUUUCAAAGACUAGUGUCAAACCCCCCUACAAUUUGUAUUUACCUAGGAAAAUGCAGAAGUGGCUUCCUUCAUCCGGAGCUCCUGUAGUCCUUACUUGUGGUAAAUACAAGUGGGAUGUGUUUUACGGUGGAGAAAAAUCUUAUCACAAAUUCAAUCGUACUGAGUGGAAAAAAUUCGUGACUGAUAAAAAUCUGAAGGAAGGAGAUGCAGUCGUGUUUGAACUUACAGAGUGCAGCGCUAACAAAAUUGAUUUAAGGGUUAUUGUUCUCAGGGAUGAUCUUCCAUAUGAAUUGAUUAUUAAAGAUGAAGAUAAGGAAGGUGCAAGAAGUGACAACCCAAUAAUACUUGGCUAAAAAUAGUCUUCUAAUUUUUAGAAGUUGUUGAUCAAUAAAUUUUAUUUUUUGCAAGAUUCAUCCGUAGUUCUAUAAAAUUUAUUUAAUGAGUUCUAUUUUUCUAUAAAAUGAUUUCUAUUGUAUUCACUUAUGUUAGUUGGGUCCAGUUACUGUUUAUUUUAAAAGAAUCGACUUUUUAUUUA
This is a messenger RNA of Capsicum annuum, 728 nucleotides long. RefSeq lists its product as uncharacterized. The record is from RefSeq and is a predicted model, not a curated record. Lineage: Eukaryota; Viridiplantae; Streptophyta; Magnoliopsida; Solanales; Solanaceae. Bases 76 to 546 code for a protein of 156 amino acids. The transcript has 3 exons. Gene Ontology annotation, molecular function: DNA binding.